AGCAAAUUAAUCAUUCUUUUUGUGGAUUUGUCUAUCAAUUCCCAAACCCAUCAAUGAUCAAUCACUUACCGAUCUAAAGCAUUAUAUUACUACAUUAAACAAAGUACAUGGUAUGUGGUGAAUCAGAGGCUCCAUGCAUGAACUGAUAAGAUAACUGACAGCAGCAAAAAGAAAAAAAAAUCUGUCCCCUCAAGACCAUUUAUUUAAACGGUUAAACAAGCAAGCACGGUGUAUGCUAUCUUUCACUAGAUUCAUAUAGCUUCUCUGUUUUGCACCUCCCUUUGAAGGGGAAAAGGAGUAAGCCAAAAGGAACUGGAAGAGCUUCUCCCUAUUGGCUAUGGAUCACAUUGAUACUACCACCCAAAAUGAAAUACCAGAAACUUGGAGGGUAAAUAGAUAUUUUGAAGCAAGUACUGCUCUAUGCCAAAUUGAAGAGGGUCUCUUCUUGGGUUCCUUGGGUGAUGCGAGCAACAAGAGUGCACUAAAAAGUUCAAAUGUUACACAUAUCUUAACCGUGGCUAACCUAUCAGUCCCUUCAUAUCCAAAUGAUUUUGUUUAUAAAAUUAUUGAAGUCAUGGACAGAGAAGAUACAAAUCUAAUGCAGCACUUUGACGAGUGUUUCAGUUUCAUUGAUGAAGCUAAAAGACUGGGUGGUGCUGUGCUGGUUCACUGCUUUAUGGGAAUAUCUAGAAGUGUGACAGUGGUUGUUGCUUAUCUGAUGAAGAAACGCGGUAUGAGCUUUUCUCAAGCUCUGGAACAUGUAAAGAGGAGACGACCUCAGGCAUCUCCUAAUUCUGGCUUCAUUUUACAGCUGCAACACUUUGGAAAAACUCUUCAAGGUAAGGAAGAUGAAAAGUCCAGGUUUGAUCUCUUUUUAUCACUUUGUCAGUCCAUUUUCUCCUUCUUCAACAAAAAGCAGUGAGAAGGCAAUCAAGUGAUGCAUGCAGAAAGGCCAAGCAUUGUGGGAAGUGGCAUUUUGCUUUGUUGAAUAUAUCGUGCUAUGGCAAAAUGCAAUCCAAAUGCACUAGCCACAUAAACAUGAUGUUACUCCAAAUGAAUCGGAACAAAUAAGAUUUUGGGAAGGAGGGGGAUGUCGGACCAAACCUAAGAUCAAUUGCUUUAUCUAUAUAUAUAUUGCUUUCCUUUUCUAUUCAA
Molecule: messenger RNA, 1155 nt
Organism: Theobroma umbraticum
Lineage: Eukaryota; Viridiplantae; Streptophyta; Magnoliopsida; Malvales; Malvaceae
Product: dual specificity protein phosphatase 1B-like
Biological process (GO): peptidyl-tyrosine dephosphorylation; negative regulation of MAPK cascade
Cellular component (GO): cytoplasm
Molecular function (GO): protein tyrosine/threonine phosphatase activity; MAP kinase tyrosine/serine/threonine phosphatase activity; MAP kinase tyrosine phosphatase activity
Source: RefSeq, a predicted model, not a curated record